AUGAUAGACGAUGAAGAAUUUGCUGUUCAUGAUAAUUUCGACAAUGAAUCUUUUGAUGAUUUCGACAUAGGCCCUGAAGGUGAAUGUUUAAAUGGCUCAAUAUAUGACACCGAUCAGCCUCGUUCUAUGGAGAAGAAAAAAAUCUCUUUACCUGGAAAAACUCCCAAACCUCCAUUGUCCGUUAUUCCAGAGGAGUCUAGAGUAGAUACUGAUAUAAUUUCAUCUGACAAAGAGAAUAUUGAGAGCGAUCCAUUCGGGGAUUCUUUCGGUUUGCGUUGCUCUUUGAAAGGAUCAAAUUUUGAUAUAAAUGAAAGUGCUGCUUUUUCAAGUGGAAUUGAAGCAAUGAAGCUCUUCAAAAAAGCGGAAGAAUCAUUUGAUAAAUCGGGUAGAGCUCAUUUCAUUACUGAAGAUCCUAGGUUUGAUUGUAUGAAUUUUAAUAAGGAGAAUAGCUGGGAACCAUCUCCACCGAGCUUUUAUGCCAAGGCUAAAGAUGAUCCUGAUACAACUCCAAAACGAGGAUCAGAGCGUUCAACGUCUUCGUCUUUUUUCAAGCAGCGUAGCAUCAAUGAGCGUCCUGUGAUGAAGGAAACAAGAUUCAAGGACUAUGACGAUGAUCAUGACAAGGAGUUGCCUGUAAAAUCACUGAGGGAACAUGCAACAACUCCUCGUAAGCCUAGCAGAGUUGGAAGUAGGAUCAUGGCUGAUAGAGCUAUCUUGUCACCCGAGAGUAAAUCUGUUUCUACUAAAGCGAGUACACCAAACGGGAGAGGAAAUGCUCCACUGCCUGCUUUUGACAUAUCGGAAAUCCCUGGAGAGAAUAACGACAGCGUUUCAGAAGAACCUAAAGGGGAUAAGUCACCUCGUCACUCAAAUGAUGACUCUAAUGUGUCGGAUGUUAGCUCAAUUAAUCAAUCAGCGGUAAAUGAUAUUCUCAGUACUGCAAAGCAUGAAAGUUGUGAUGCGUUAAUAGAAAGAUUGGAAAUGAUUAGGAAAAGAGGACCACUUAUACAUAGAACUGUUGGACGAACCAACAUGCCACCCCCUCCUCAGUGUUUGACUGUUGUUAAAGAUAAGGAUAAUGAUGUUGUUAACAAGUUUCAAAACUUGAGCAUUCUGUCAAAAAGCAAAUCUCAUUACCAGAAGCAAAAUAUUGAAAAGAAAAAAGAGAACAGCUUCCAUGACAGUAGUCAUUUGGCAUCUCGUCCUUCUUCUUCUGCACUAACCAGUCGUCCACCUACUGGAAUGAGCUCUCGUCCUCCUACCGGUAUGAGCACCAGACCUUCAACAGGCAUGAGUGUCAACUCACAAUCAGACAAUCCUCUGAGAAUUGAUUCACGUUAUCUCAUGUUCGGAUUUCUGGAUGUUGGAGACUCCGAAAUUCUCAACGUUAAUCUCACUAAUAGAACUACACAGCCUAUGCGGUUGAAGCUAACCCUACGAAACCCUAACUGCGGCUACACGAUAACGAGUGGCGGAAUAAUGUCUUUACAAUCAAGUGAAGCGAUGCCUGUAUCCAUAAGUUUCCGUCCAAACGAGUACGCUCGAGUUAAUAACACUCUAAUAGUCUCCAUCAUAUCUGGAACCCACACAGGAUUGAAUUAUUCGGUGUUUUUAAGGGGGUCUGGAGGAGUAGCGAACUUGGUGCCUGAGGCCCAAAAAGAUUUGAUGGUGACGUCCAAUAAAGGAUUUUUCAUCCGAACAGCCAAUCGCAGUAGCUUGACCUUUGAUGUGAAGAAUAAGGGAGUGAGAGAAGCCUUCUGUAAAGUUCUACUGUUUUAUGGAGGUUCUGUUUUAAAUACUAAAAUAAGCCCUUCUUCUAGCUUUAUUUUGAAGAGGAAUCACACACAGAGUAUUGUCAUUGAAGUCAGCAAUCUGCAGUCUUACCUGAGUUCCGAUUUUCGAUCAUCAUCUCAGUCGUUAGGCGGAUAUGCUUGUUCGAGAAACUCUUCAAUGUCUUCACAGCACGGACAGGCUGAUAUGAAGAUAAUUCUACUGUGGGGAGAAGAAUGUCAAAGACAACGAUUGAAAUGUUUCGGAAAGAAAUAUCGUAAGAAUGUAGAUGUACAAGAUGUUGACUUCACUGUCCCGUUCCUUGGAGAACAAACCGAUUUCGUGCCACCAGAAGAUUUUCCGGUGCAACCAAAAGACAUAACAAUUUUCACGACAUAUUUGAGGAAAACAGAAAUCCCAGUUGUCUCAGUGUUUGCGUCUAAUGCUAUGUUAGCGCUUCCAAUUGAUUGUGAUGCUACGUUUGGACCAGAUACAACUAUCAUGUACAGAAACCCAAUUGAUCGUACUGUUGUCGGUGAUGUGACAGUAGCAAAUCCUCUGCGACGUGGGGAAUAA
Molecule: messenger RNA, 2346 nt
Organism: Auanema sp. JU1783
Lineage: Eukaryota; Metazoa; Nematoda; Chromadorea; Rhabditida; Rhabditidae
Source: the annotation of a GenBank genome assembly